AAAUCAACUCCAUUUAGCAUUCAUCAUUCAUAGGAUAUGAUAUGGUGGCUAGCAAAGGAUGGACAGGGCGAAGUAUUUUCGAAUUAUUGGCGGGAAUCUAGCGCAGCCUCGCCUCUAUUAUGUCUGUCUAACGGGGCCAAGUCGAGUUCUGGUCCGCAGCCACUCACUCAGCGCGCAUUGGUUAUUUAUGCUUGAAGCUUCCCGGCAUUCGUCCACCCAGCGCCACUCACUUGCAGCGAUUCGGCCCUGUCCAGUGUCCACUACUAACUUACUACCGUCACUACUGUCCAUGCGCUCGCUGGCUCUGGUCUUGGUCUGGUCCUUGCGCAUCAUCCCAUCGUCGUCGUCCCUUUUUCCCCGAACCAGCUCUCCCCGACACCCAAAUCUACCACAAUUCUUCCAACUUCUCCCCAGGCAACCGCUGGCCCUAGGCUAUCUUGGUCUCUCCGCUGCCGCUUGACAAUUCACCUCCCGCUGCUGACGCAGCCUUUGGUUCUGUGCUUUUUCCCUGUGCCUCAUUGAGUCAUUCUUGUUGUUGGGCUGCCGUCGUCGCUGCUGCCUUGAUGCUCGCGGACGCCAGACAGACAUACAUAUAAAGAGAAUAGGUGCGUUCGCGUGGAAAUUUCUCAGGAAAUUCAGUUUCCUAUUUAUUGGCUCACGGCAUCCUGCCGCAUUCCUCCACCUCAUCUGCUACUUCUUGGGUGAUUCCGGAAGUUGUUUGCUGUUGUCGUUCUAUCUAUCUAUCCAUCUCCUUAGCUACAUUUGUCUCUUCUUCUUCACCGCUCUCUUCCGCAAGUAUAUAUAUAUAUAUUAAGGUUAGAUCCUCCGCCAACAAAUGACUACAUUAAACUGUCAGAUUUCC
Blastomyces dermatitidis ER-3 is the source of this 862-nucleotide messenger RNA. RefSeq lists its product as uncharacterized. The coding region runs from base 59 to 460 and encodes 133 amino acids. The record is from RefSeq and is a predicted model, not a curated record. Lineage: Eukaryota; Fungi; Ascomycota; Eurotiomycetes; Onygenales; Ajellomycetaceae. The transcript has a single exon.